UGCGAGUCGUUUGUCAGUCGAAUGCGAAGCGUCGUCGUGAGCAGGUUGGAAAAGCGAGCGGGAAAAUUCAUGCUGCCCUUCGCUGUCCGGGAAAAACCAUGUGCGUUGGUUGAAUAGUGCAAGUGGAAAGCGCAAAAGCGAUCAACUGAAUCGAAAGUUGUGUGUUUUCAAGUGAAAAAUUUAUAGUGAAAUUGUUUGUUGAAUUUGUUGUAAGCUGAACACGGUGCCCUCUGCAAUCAGAGAUUCCGUUGGAAUAGUCUAAAUCGAAAACGAAGAAAAGUUGUGCACUGCAGGUCAAUUAAGCAGUGAAAACUUCGUGUAAUUAAAACCGUACGGUUCAGAGUUGAAAACAGUGCAAUAGACCCCGAGAUAAGCGACCAAGCAUAAGCAAACAGUGAAGGAGUGCAGUUUCAGUCGUUUGGAUGUAAUUUACUCAAAUUCUACUAUUGCAUGUCAAAGCAUUCCCGCCAUCACGAGGGGCGAACGUUAAGCUUAAAUUGAUUAUAGCACAAAAAGUUACUCAUGGUACGGUUCGGAAUAUACGUAGUGUGUUCGACAGCUUAUACGAAAAGGAUUUAAAUUGUCCGGCGACGACGGUUGCAACCUGUUCCUGUUGGAUAGCUUGAAGAACUUUUUCGUAGCUCAGUCCAUCGAAAACGAGCGCUCAAUUGUGAACUGCCUCAAGGACGCCCCUACGCAUGACCAGUGACCACGCCAAGCCAGAUCCAGAAGGCAAUUCAACUCUGGAAAGAAGGUUAACCAGAACACGGCAAAGGGUUUGUUUGCUACUGCUGCGCUUUUAAAACUUGACGUCCAGUAGCAAAACAUCUAAGACGCCGUUGUUAGGGCAAUAAUUUGUACAACCACAAAAGUCACCCUGCAAGGAAUUACAUCAGUAUUUUCGUCGACUACAUGUUUAGUUAACCGCAAAAGAAAUAAUCCUCCCAAGUGAAAAAUUGAAGCACAGCAAAUCUGUAGUUACAACUCUGUGAAACCGAAAAAGCCACGACCGGAUUAAACUGAUUUGGUGUGGUUUGAAUAAAGAGUAAGACUGUGCAGCACGAGUAACAAGACAAAUCACGCUAAUAAAACUGAAUCGUCGUACUCUGUCAAAUAAGAGCUAAACGACGACCACUGUGGUUCACUGAGCACAAAGUGGAAUCCAACUCGAACUCGAGGGGAAGAUAUUCUACAGAAAACUGCGGUCGAGAGACUGUGGCCGCCCAUCAUUGCUGGAACUCGAUAUUAUAAUAAAAACACAUCACAACCAUGCGGAUUAGCCGGCACGUUGAUGUCAGUAAAACCGUCUUUCACGUGGCAUUUGUCGCCAUGGCAGUGUCCGUAGCACAGGUCACCACCGAGGACUGCGGCCAGGAGGAACUUGUCCAGUGUACCAAACCGCUACAGGUGCUCUCCGCUACCUCAGAGCUCUCGUUCGUCACGAAAAAGGAGGAACUGGAUAAACUUUGCCCUGACCUUCACGCGGGGCUUCAUUGUAUACGGAGCUACACGCGACGCUGCAUGAACAUCCACCAGCGGGAGCACUUCAACAAGCUGUAUCACGGAACCCACGAGGUCAUCCACGAGCUGUGCCAGGAAGGACCCUAUCAGGAAGACUUUCUUAGACAUGCACCCUGCAUGAGGCACGUCAAGAAGGACUACGAAGUGUGUGCGGUCAGCUAUCAGAGCACAAUGGCCAAGAUUGGACAGACGGUGGCACAUUCCACGGUGAGGCCCCCGGUGCAACUGACGACACCCAGUGCGGCCAUGUCUCUUUCGGCAGACAACGUACAGCACCAGCAUCAUCACCACCGACAGCAACAUCAGCAUAGCAGCAGCAACGGCAGCAACAACAACGACACCAAAACUGCUGAGGAUGCGGAAGAGGAACGACUGAAAACUGUUUGCUGUGCAUUUCAUAAGUACAUGCAGUGUUCCGAGUUCACGGUCCGUCACGCGUGUGGAGACGAAACCGCGCUUUUCACCCGAAAAUUCCUCGACAAAAUGUCCAACAAACUGAUGACGAUGCACUGCGUUGAUUAUACACCGGGAAGCGGAAAAUGCCGGGAUUAUUUCAGCUCCCACUCAACACGUGUCCAGCACCGUGGGAUACUCACUUGGAUGGUCACCCUAACUGGACUGCUGCUCGCCCUAACUAGCCGGCUGGUCAACUCGAGCGCACUAAUUUAAUCGGCGGCCCGCACGUGGACUGUCGAAUUCUCUCCAGGGGGAUUCAUGGUGCACUAAAGCUGCGAGCAGCUAUCAGCAGCAGAAACGAACAAAAAAGCUCUAUAUAUUGGAACAUAUAUUGCUAUUAUAGGGAAAUCUAGUGUUCUGCCGGAACCUAUUUUGUGAUCGACGAUGACGCGAGCGCGAAUCUAAGCGUGAAUGGGAAACCUACGAGUGUGAAACCGUGUGAAAUAGUGGAAUGGGACAUGAAUAAAUUAAAAACUUAAAACAGAA
Molecule: messenger RNA, 2463 nt
Organism: Aedes aegypti (yellow fever mosquito)
Lineage: Eukaryota; Metazoa; Arthropoda; Insecta; Diptera; Culicidae
Exons: 8
Coding region: 1270-2190 (306 amino acids)
Source: RefSeq, a predicted model, not a curated record